GAACCUAGCACGCAAAAAUGGUCAAGCCGAUCGUGUCCAAGGCUAUCGUGAAGAAGCGCACGAAGCGCUUCACCCGCCAUCGCUGCGAGGUCUUCCCUCAGCUGAGCUCGAGCUGGCGCAAGCCCCGCGGUGAGGACUCCCCGGUCCGCCGCCGCUACAAAGGCCAGAAGGCCAUGCCGAACAAGGGCUACGGUAGCGACCGCUCCACGAAGUACAUCACUCCUUCUGGUUUCAAGAACUUCCCGAUCCAGAACGUGCAGGACCUGUACAUGCUGGUGAUGCAGAACCGCAAAUACGCCGGCGUGAUUUCCCACACUGUUGGUGCCAAGUCGCGCAAGGCUAUUGUUCGCAAGGCCCUGGAGCUAGACAUCCGUCUCGCUAACGGCAACUCGAAGCUCCGCAAGAUUGCCUCCCAGUAAGUGACCAUGUAGCGUUACGGUUUCUUUUCUUUUCUUUUAUGUUUAUUUCAAACAAAU
Molecule: messenger RNA, 476 nt
Organism: Leptomonas pyrrhocoris
Lineage: Eukaryota; Euglenozoa; Kinetoplastea; Trypanosomatida; Trypanosomatidae
Product: 60S ribosomal protein L32 (RPL32)
Exons: 1
Coding region: 18-419 (133 amino acids)
Biological process (GO): translation
Cellular component (GO): ribosome; cytosolic large ribosomal subunit
Molecular function (GO): structural constituent of ribosome
Source: RefSeq, a predicted model, not a curated record